AUGCCGCCCCCCUCGCACAUAACGGAUAUCGCCCCGCCCCAAGCCCUCACUCCCAUUGCAGCCUCUGGCUUUGCCCAGGGCGCGUUACGCUUCGGCAUCAUCUCCUUCGCCAGCCACUUUCUGCUUAACCGGUACACGCCCCUCUACCGCGGCCUUACCAUACAAUUCAAGGUCUUCAUCCAGAUAUCUGCCAUGACGCUAGGAGGAUGUAUCUUCGCGGAGAGGGCCGUCGGAGAGUUCAAUGAAGGAGUGAGGCGGAGAAGGAGAGCGUUGGCAAGGAGUGAGAGGGCCUGGGAGGAGGAGAGAGAGCUGCGGGAGAUGGUCGAGCGUAGGCACAAGGAGGAGGACAAGGCGCAGACACCAGGACGAGGCGGUUGA
Messenger RNA from Cladophialophora carrionii CBS 160.54, 378 nucleotides. RefSeq lists its product as uncharacterized. NCBI's taxonomy places the organism in Eukaryota, Fungi, Ascomycota, Eurotiomycetes, Chaetothyriales, Herpotrichiellaceae. The transcript has a single exon. The record is from RefSeq and is a predicted model, not a curated record. The coding region runs from base 1 to 378 and encodes 125 amino acids.